AUGAACGACCUCAACCUGCUGUGGUCUUGCAUCAUGAACGACCUCAACCCGCAGUGGUCGCCCCCUGAGAAGUUCGAGUUUGAAGUGGACGAAUGGGAGAACCAGUUCCUAAUCACCCAAGUGUAUGACUACAACCGGCUCAGCAAAGAUGACCUUAUCGACGGUGUCCCACCUGCAGCUUAUGUGCUGCAAGGCUGA
Molecule: messenger RNA, 198 nt
Organism: Phytophthora nicotianae INRA-310
Lineage: Eukaryota; Oomycota; Peronosporomycetes; Peronosporales; Peronosporaceae
Exons: 2
Coding region: 1-198 (65 amino acids)
Source: RefSeq, a predicted model, not a curated record